Equus quagga is the source of this 3026-nucleotide messenger RNA. RefSeq names its product mannose-P-dolichol utilization defect 1 (gene MPDU1). Gene Ontology annotation, biological process: oligosaccharide biosynthetic process. The record is from RefSeq and is a predicted model, not a curated record. The transcript is spliced from 7 exons. NCBI's taxonomy places the organism in Eukaryota, Metazoa, Chordata, Mammalia, Perissodactyla, Equidae. Bases 1522 to 2439 code for a protein of 305 amino acids.
UUUCUCCUCUUCUCUGGGGCCCCUGGCUGCUCCAGAUCCCCCUCCCCUCCAAUCUGGUGGAGCCCAACAGUCUUCUUCCCGACCCUCACAGACAGGUGAUGGAAGCAGCACUAGCAAUGAGUGAGUGGGGAAAAGUCACGUCUGUGUCAUUUUGUCUCCAAAGGCUGCGCCUGUGGCUCUUUACCACAAGAAUUCCCUGCCCACCGUGUCCAGGGCUAGCUGAACAGCCUGAUUAAACCCUCACUGCAUCUGGGAUGCUCCUGUCUCAUUUGCAAAGGGUUUCAUCAACCAUGGGAGCAGUAGGUACUCUGACCUUCACGUACAGUUACCCUCGGCGCUCCUAGGAAAACAUGGCUCCAGCCUGGGCCACCGUACAGCCAACCCUUAAGUCCCCAGUGGUGGUGUAGCUAGUGGUGGUGGGUGGCAGCCAAUGUUCAGAUUCUAGAAAGGGCCUCCCAGCCAGCCACAGCCUGCACUACCACUGAGUGCCAGUCCCCCCUUUACAGUAGGCCUUGGUGCAAUGGCUGGGGGCCAGAAUGGGGCCUUUCCAGUUGUAGGAACCCUGUAAGGUGACAGAAAGCAGCCACCAGGACCUGAAGACCCACCCCACUGAGGGCAGCCCGCAAGUAGCAGGGCCCCAGCAGCCCAACUACCGCGUCACGGACAUCCUGUAUGACCUUGCAGACGGUGGUGAGAGUCACUGAGGAGCUGCUCAACAAUGUGGUACUCGCAGCAGACACAGCGUGAUGGCCAGGCCCCCCUCCACUGGGAUGGCCGAGAGUUCGUGUCCCAGCAGCAGGUGGCUAAGGGCAUCGCUCCCGCCUGGUAGUCCAAGCUGCCCUUUCCCAAGCCGAGGUGCUGCGCCCACUCGGCCUUGCUUAAGUCCUUGCUCAGCACAUGGUCACGGCAGGCGGAGGAACGGGACUUGGCCUAGAGGUGGCGCCCUGGGGGCAGCGGGGUGGGAGGAAACGCCGGGGCCCUGUGCUUCACGGAGGCUGCCAGGCCUGGGCCUGCGGUGGUGGCUUAGGCGCUGGGGCCCGCAGGGGGAUGGAGUUCUCUCCUGGAACUGGGCUCGCCCUCCCCUCCUCCUCCUCUUCUGCUUCACUGUCCCGGCCGGGCAGCCGCCGGCACACCCAUCCGCCAAGGCCUGGGCGAACCAGAGGAGGGGGAAGCAUGGGUCCUGCGCGAGCCGGUGCCCAUGGAGAGCUGCCCCGUGCUGACUGUACCGCUCCCGCUGGCGCCCUUCCCUCCGAAGACGCUAGGAGAACAGAAGAUACAGAGCUACAGCGCCCCCACCCAACGCCAUUUUGGAGACUCACGCUCCUUCUCUCUCAACUUCGAACAACGUAAAGUCAGCUGGGAGAAGACAAGAUGGCGCCGAGCCGAAGCGGCUGAGAAAGGCAGGAGGAUAAAUCUUGCUUCCGAAGUGGAAGCGUAAAUAAAGGCGCGAAAAACCGAACUGCGCAGGCGUACAGCCUUGGCACGCUGUAAAAUUCGAACAGCAGGGAGGGCGCGCCCAAAAUGUGGUCUCUGGACGAGACCCAUCUUAAGCUACUGAAGGUGGGGUGGCGUAAGAAAAGGCGGAACACAGGGCGCUGUCCCGCGGAAUCGCGGGAAGAAAGAGAAAGCGUACCCAGAGCGCGCAUGCGCAUCGUCAGUCAGUGGCCGUUUGGAGAGACUGGCGGAAGUAAGCUUUGCAAUAUGGCGGCCGAGGCAGACGGGGCGCUUAAGCGGCUGUUGGUGCCGCUUCUUUUACCUGAGAAAUGCUACGACCAAAUUUUUGUCCAGUGGGACUUGCUUCACGUCCCCUGCCUCAAGAUUCUCCUCAGCAAAGUCCUGGGGCUGAGCCUUGUGGCUGGAUCACUUCUGGUAAAACUGCCCCAGGUGUUUAAAAUCCUGGGAGCCAAGAGCGCAGAAGGAUUGAGUCUCCAGUCAGUAAUGCUGGAGCUAGUGGCACUGACUGGGACCAUGGUCUACAGCAUCACCAACAUCUUCCCUUUCAGCUCUUGGGGUGAAGCCCUGUUCCUGAUGCUCCAGACCAUCACCAUCUGCUUCCUGAUCCUGCACUACAGAGGACAAACUGUGAAAGGUGUUGCUUUCCUGGCCUGCUACGCCCUGGUCCUGCUGGUGCUGCUUUCACCACUGACUCCCCUGGCUGUAGUCACCCUGCUCCAGGCCUCCAAUGUGCCUGCUGUGGUGGUGGGAAAGCUGCUCCAGGCAGUCACCAACUACCGCAACGGGCACACAGGCCAGCUCUCAGCUGUCACAGUCGUUCUGCUCUUUGGGGGCUCCCUGGCCAGAAUCUUCACCUCCAUUCAGGAAACUGGAGAUCCUCUCAUGGCUGGAACCUUUGUUGUCGCUGCCCUCUUCAACGGCCUCAUUGUUGCCCAGCUCCUCUUCUACUGGAAUGCAAAGGCUCCCCACACGAAAAAGGAGUAGGGCUGAGCUGGCUACGAGAGUCCAUUCCAUGUUUCUAUUCAUCCAUUCCAACCUCAGGGUCCUCCCAUCUGAACCAGUGUGCUGGUGUGACUUUUAAUCACCUGCCAUUCUUCUGCCAAUUGCAACCUCUUGGAUCAGGGUUUGUUCAUUAGGAAGGAUGGGGGUAGAGAUUUUCAGGGUAAUAUUUUGAUUUAUUUUGUGCUGUCCUGUGCAUGUACUAUUAAUUCACCUAAUCAUUUGGCUGAGAUUUUUCCUUUAGCAGCAAUUUUCAGCUACUUACCUAUUCUGGGCAAGUCUUGCCCUGUUCUCUUGUCUUCUCACUUCCCUUCUGGCCCUACAGGACAGACCCUGGACAGUGGAAGAGACUAAGGGGCUUGUGGCUUCUCCCUCCCUCAGCCUGGCUGGGACUGACUCCUGGACCCCAGUGCUGGGUGGGGGAAGGGGGACGGAGAAUGACUCAGGCAGGGCCCCGGGGUGGGGUGGAGGUUCCUGCUCUGGCAGGUCCAGGCGGAAGGGAGUGGAGAGCGCGCUGGUUCCUGCUGCAGUGAGGGGAACAGAAAUGGGGCAAUAAAGACACAGAGACAUGG